GCAGGCUGCGGCGGCGGCAGGUAUAAAGGGGAGGCGGCGGGCGGUGUGUGGGACCGCGGCUCGGCGGCGCCACCGGUACCCAGCACCGCGCAGCACCGCCCCGCACCGCCGAGAGGAAAUCAUGGUUAUGCUGAAGAUUUCAUCUUUCCUUGCUGUUUAUGCCUUGGUCAUGUGCCAGAUGGAUAGCUUCCAGGCAGCCCCAGUCAGACCUGGCUUGGAGUCCAUAACAGAUCGAGUGACGCUCAGUGAUUACGAAGCUCGGAGGUUAUUAAACGCGCUGGUUAAAGAGUUCAUACAGAUGACAGCAGAAGAGGUGGAGCAAGCCUCUGAGGGGAACAGCCUGGAUAGACCUAUUUCCAAACGCUGUGCCAGUCUGAGUACUUGUGUGCUGGGCAAACUGUCUCAAGAAUUGCACAAAUUGCAGACUUACCCUCGCACUGACGUCGGGGCUGGAACUCCUGGCAAGAAACGAAAUGUGCUGAGUGACCUGGAACAUGAACGCUAUGCAAACUAUGGGGAACCCCUAGGAAACAACUAGACAUGCUUGUUUCUCCCCUCAUCCCUUUUUUUAACCUGAUGCAUGUGGAUUUAACUUUGCUAACUUUGCUAUGUUCUUUUGAUUUUGUUUUCGACAGAGAAUGUUUGAGGUGAACCUAGUGUUAGAAAGACAGAACAUAACAUGCAUUCUAGGCUAGGGUUAAAAAUAAAUAAAUACAAGUGAACAGCACUGCCUUGAGAUUUCAGAUGGUUUUCUUAGACCCUAUUAAAAAAAUCUAAACAAGGCUCUUCAUUUCUGGCUGCUAAAUGUUCAAGUAGACUUAUCUUUUCUGCUUGCUCAUGCAUUUGUUCAAUAAACCUAUUUUUUCUAUAAGGAUUAGAUCUGCUUGAUUUAAUAACUUGUUUUAGAUUGUGAGAUUUUUAAAUAUGGCUAGAAAAAUUUUACAAGUUGUCUUAAUGUUCAAGAGGCAAUGCCAGCAAUUCUAGAAAAGUUGACAGACAACUUAGAAAAUGAAACUGUACGCAUACAUUCAUAUGUACUGAUGUAACCGGGCAUGCAUCCAAUCUUGUUAGUGAAGAUCCUUGAGAAGCAAGGAAAUCGGGAAAGGCUCAUACAUAUUUGUUCAAACAAACUAGAAAUGUAAUCCUGUUUAAAAUUGAGUACUGAGCACUUCCAGGUAAGAAUUUUGUGUUCUUUUCCUUUUUCCUUAUUACUUUACAAUAGGUAUAUACAGUAGAAUAUUCAAAACUUGUGUUUCUUUAAAAUAUUUGUAUUAAUUCAAUACAAUAAAAUGUAGAUGAGUUGUAAGUUAAGAGGCAAAACCAGCUUCCUAGUUCCAAAACUUUUUACCUGUUCCAGAAAAUUGACAUUGGUGUUACAAUGAGUGUUUGUUGUCAACAUUAGUGAACUGUCUCAUAAUGCUUAUCAGUGAAAAAUUCCUCCUACUACAAGCAAAAGUUAUUGCUUUAGUAGCAAAUUGCUUCAAGCGAGGAUUGUGUGAAUGCGGUUGCCUUGAAGUCCCCUUGUCUAGCAAAAUUAUUAGCUCUAGGCUGAGCUCUGGCUGAACACUUCCUGUGGUGAGGUGCUCUACUAGACAGGGUUCUAACUCCAGGAAUGAGGGACUCCAACAUUCCCAUUAAAUCUGAAGGCAACUGGUCAGCUGAUGUGCAGUUACAGCCCUACCAGAGUCACUGAUAAAUCUCCUGUAGUUGUCAGUGGUGCUAGAAUGUCGUGUGCUUUGCGGGUUUUAUGGAGCAGAGGUGUUGAAGUGAGUUUUCAAUCAGUAUCUGCUACUGUCCUUCAGCAGCGCUACAAACAAAAGGAAGAUCCAAGCUUUUGAAGGAAGUGGGGGUUGGUUAAAUGCUCCAUACCUGGGCUUCCUCAGCACCUCUCUGUUGGUCAUAAUCUUUUGCUGGAGGCAGGCAAUGGCUCAGGUAUUGCUGAAAAUUUGGCUUGACUUAGUCUUCAGUCCAAUUGCCCAAGAAAGUGACUUGCAGUCACUACCUGCAAGUAGGUGACUACAGCUUAGUCACCUUUUAUUAACUGACACUUGGAAAAACAUAAAUGUGCAUCUUUCAGAGCUUGUAAGCUGUGCAUGCAAAAGCUGCAAAUGCCUGCUGCACAACAAGCCUGCUUUUUCAAUAGAAGAAUCUUUACUAUGCAAUAGCAUCACUUUCUCACGUUUCACUGUAUGCAGGGUCUAACUUUAGAAACUAACUCUUUACUUUCCUUUUGAAAAGCAGUGUAACAGCACAGAAGAGAGCAUGCAACACAGCAACCUGCGUGACCCAUCGUCUGGCAGACUUCCUGAGCAGGUCAGGAGGAGUGGGCAAGAACAACUUUGUACCAACCAACGUGGGAUCCAAGGCUUUUGGCAGACGAAGAAGAAGUGUUCAAAUAUAAAAAGCUG
Molecule: messenger RNA, 2408 nt
Organism: Cuculus canorus (common cuckoo)
Lineage: Eukaryota; Metazoa; Chordata; Aves; Cuculiformes; Cuculidae
Gene: CALCA
Product: calcitonin related polypeptide alpha
Exons: 4
Coding region: 122-538 (138 amino acids)
Cellular component (GO): extracellular region
Molecular function (GO): calcitonin receptor binding; hormone activity
Source: RefSeq, a predicted model, not a curated record